Xenopus tropicalis (tropical clawed frog) is the source of this 1272-nucleotide messenger RNA. It is a transcript of the gene znf451, whose product is annotated as zinc finger protein 451. Lineage: Eukaryota; Metazoa; Chordata; Amphibia; Anura; Pipidae. The record is from RefSeq and is a predicted model, not a curated record.
AACCUUAUUUAUUUAUUUGAAUGCCUGCAGAAAUUUUCAACCGAGGAAGAUGCUGAGAAACGCAUCAUGUUGUCUAAUGGCAUUUGUCACAAAUGUUUGGUUUGUAAUAAGGCUAAUGAUUUGAGUGUUAUUCGGUUGCACAUGAGCCGGUUCCAGGGAGGAGCUAAUUGUAUCUAUUAGUGCCAUGACUGUCAUAUUGAGCUGCUGAGAAUUGAGAAUAUGAUGACGCAUGUAUGUGAAUGUCACAAAGGUCACUCAUACUAUUUUGAGCAGGAAACGUGGGAGGAUGAACCUUCCGCAUCAACACAAAGACCUAGUCCAUCCAAUCUGGUUGCUUUGGAACCUUCUCCUACAAACACAGCAACUACUGCUGGACACUGGCAAUGCCACAUUUGCGAAGAGAUGUUUGAUUCUGAAGAUAGUGUUAGGCAACACUGUAAUAAUAUAAGUAAACAUCAGUUUCACAAAUUCUCAUGUGACAUUUGUUAGAGCCGAUUUGACAAAAUAGAAACACUUUUCCAACAUAGUCAGGAUCAGCAUGACGUGGAGAUAAAUAUGAAAUACAUUUGUGGGCUUUGUGAUCUUUAGUUUGAAGAUGAAAAGGACUUCCGUGGGCACUAUAAUGGUUUGCAUAGUAAAGAAUAUGGAUUUAUGCCAGAACAAAUGCAGUCUCUUAUAAAGAAUGAGGAACAGCCGCUUUCCAUUGCUAAGCCAAAUGAGAACUGCCUAACCCGUGGUUGUUUAGAAAAUUUUUCAAGCAAAGCAAAGAGGGAGGAAGAACGUCAUCUCUGCUUGGCACGACUGCUACAAAAAGGAAGUCUUUGGUACAGCUACAAAAACUGUUCAGCUACUGGCCAAACAUACGAAACCUUAAAGAUCCAUGGUUGCGCUAAAAGCCAGCAGUCACUUGUUCAUUUUAUUGUUGUAAAGUGCAGCUGCUGUUCAAAAUCAUUUCAAGAUACAGAAACUGCUCUGCAGCACUAUCAGGAUAAACACUGCUUCCUUCAAAAACCCAACAUUAAACAUUUUGCAUCCCCAGAUUUACAAAAGGAGGUUUUUGAAUUUAAGGCCAGUGGAGCAGGUGCUCAACAUACUUAAUCUGUAACCACCCUUGUACGCAGACGGCAUGGCAAGACUCAGUAUAGGUGUUCUACAAACAUUAUUAAAAUGGAAGAUUCGCAGUCUGUAGUCCAUGCUGCUGAAAUCAAAAAGCCAGAAGAAGACGCCAAAUCAGAGAAAAUGGGUAGGUAUUGUGUGAAUCUGCCUGUUUUC